CUGCCCCCCCGAGACGGGUGCUCCCCACAGCCCCGCUGAUGGGCGAAGACACUGACGCCACCCUGACGCUCAACCACCGCGGCUUCCUCCCUGACCACAACUAUGUGACUGAAGCUGAUAUCAUCUCUACAGUAGAGUUCAACCACACAGGAGAGCUCUUGGCCACGGGGGACAAGGGGGGGCGAGUGGUCAUCUUCCAAAGGGAACCUGAAAGCAAGACUGAACCUUUCUCCCAGGGAGAGUACAAUGUCUACAGCACCUUCCAGAGCCAUGAGCCUGAAUUUGACUACCUUAAGAGUCUGGAGAUCGAGGAGAAGAUCAAUAAGAUCCGAUGGCUGCCUCAGCAGAACGCCGCCCACUUCCUCCUCUCCACCAAUGAUAAAACCAUUAAAUUGUGGAAGGUCAGCGAAAGAGAUAAACGGCCGGAGGGAUAUAACCUUAAGGAUGAGGAGGGUCGCAUCAAGGACAUUUCCACUGUCACCUCCCUACAGGUGCCGGUGCUGAAGCCCAUGGACCUGAUGGUGGAGGUGAGUCCGCGGCGUGUGUUUGCCAACGCCCACACCUACCACGUCAACUCCAUCUCCGUCAACUCUGACUGUGAGACCUACAUGUCAGCGGACGACCUGAGGAUCAACCUCUGGCACCUGGGCAUCACCGACCGCAGCUUCAACAUCGUUGACAUCAAGCCAGCCAACAUGGAGGAUCUGACGGAGGUGAUCACGGCGGCAGAGUUUCACCCCCACCACUGUAACUUAUUUGUCUACAGCAGCAGCAAGGGCACCCUGCGCCUCUGUGACAUGAGAGAGGCAGCAUUGUGCGACAAGCACUCCAAAUUGUUUGAGGAGCCGGAGGACCCCAGCGCCCGCUCCUUCUUCUCAGAGAUCAUCUCCUCUGUGUCGGACGUCAAGUUCAGCCACAGUGGCCGUUAUCUGCUCACCAGGGACUACUUAACGGCCAAAGUCUGGGACCUUCACAUGGAGAGCAAGCCCUUGGAGACAUAUCAGGUUCACGAUUACCUCCGCAGCAAGUUGUGCUCCCUCUACGAGAACGACUGCAUUUUCGACAAAUUCGAGUGUGCCUGGAACGGCUCGGACAGCGUGAUCAUGACGGGGGCGUACAACAACUUCUUCCGCAUGUUCGACCGGAACACCAAGCGCGACGUGACCUUGGAGGCGUCCCGCGAGAGCAGCAAGCCCCGGGCCGUCCUGAAGCCGCGGAGGGUCUGCGCCGCCGGCGGAAAGCGCCGGAAGGACGACAUCAGCGUGGAUAGCCUGGACUUUACGAAGAAGAUCCUCCACACCGCCUGGCAUCCCACGGAGAACAUCAUCGCCAUCGCCGCCACCAACAACCUGUACAUCUUCCAGGACAAACUCAACUCCGAGAUGCAUUAG
Molecule: messenger RNA, 1391 nt
Organism: Lampris incognitus (smalleye Pacific opah)
Lineage: Eukaryota; Metazoa; Chordata; Actinopteri; Lampriformes; Lampridae
Product: serine/threonine-protein phosphatase 2A 55 kDa regulatory subunit B gamma isoform
Exons: 9
Coding region: 39-1391 (450 amino acids)
Biological process (GO): peptidyl-serine dephosphorylation
Cellular component (GO): protein phosphatase type 2A complex; cytosol
Molecular function (GO): protein phosphatase regulator activity; protein binding
Source: RefSeq, a predicted model, not a curated record